Atta colombica is the source of this 2082-nucleotide messenger RNA. Its product is annotated as enteropeptidase-like. Gene Ontology annotation, molecular function: serine-type endopeptidase activity. Gene Ontology annotation, biological process: proteolysis. The record is from RefSeq and is a predicted model, not a curated record. NCBI's taxonomy places the organism in Eukaryota, Metazoa, Arthropoda, Insecta, Hymenoptera, Formicidae. The coding region runs from base 1 to 2082 and encodes 693 amino acids. The transcript has 6 exons.
AUGCGGCUUUACGUGCUGAUAACUGUCGUCGCGAUGACGAUCAAUGUUACAAUUACUUCAGAAAGAGUGAAGCAUAGACACAAUCAGAUUGAAAAACCGAUAAUGAUUCGAAAAAACAUAGGUUUUUCUCAAAAGAAUGUGGUGCCAUUUACCGAGUCUGUAUUCUUUUUACACCUGCUUAAGUGCAAACCGCGGUAUCAGAAGUUAGACAGGAUUUUCCCCACCUCCCCCGCUUCGGUAAGAGAUUGUAUCUGCGUACCUUUUUAUCUAUGCGACAGGAAUCGAACUAUCAUCACCGAUGGGACCGGAAUAAUUGACCCGCGUUUUGCCAUUAAUCGGAUAUGUGGGGAUUUAGAGAUCUGUUGCUAUCUGCCAAAUGUAACUAAUAUGGCCAUGAUACCUUUUGUUACAUCUUUAAUAAAUGUAUCUCGUAUGACACCUCCAACUACAUCUCCGACAAGUGUAUCUCGUAUAAUACCGCCAGCUAUAUCUCCAACUGCGCCAUCAACAAUGCCUUCAAUAACAUUUCCAACUAUGCCACCAUCAAUGCCACCUACUCCAACUAUUCCAACUACAACACCAACAGUACCUACUUCGGUGACUUCUCCCACAACCGUACUAAACUGUAUCUGUGUUAUGAUAUCUUUAUGUGAUCCUAAUGGAAUAGUCUCCAUCUCCGGAGAGGGUGUAAUAAAUCCGCGGUACGGAUUAUGUCCCGACAACCUGGUCUGCUGCAGGAUACUAGCGAAUAUGACACAGCCAAUGAUGAGUUCUUCGACCACGAUUACUAUAAUACCACUCACAUCUGCUACGAUGACCAGAAUAUCAUCAACAAUCACUAUGGUAUCAUCUAGUCAGAUGCAAUUAUGUUUCAUAUGCGACAACGUUAGUCUAUGUUUCAUCUGCAUGAUCGUCAUUACGUCCGGCGGUGGUGCCAUGAUAGAUCCUAGAGUUUCCCAGAUCUUAUCAGAUGGAAAUAUCUGCACGUCGUCAAACAUACCGUCUUGUCUAAACACUUCAUCAGCCGCGCCGAUUACGGAUCUGGGCCAGUUGAAAAAUCCGGGUACAUCGCAAGAAUGUUACUGUGUGAAGACCUGGCUAUGUUUUGAAGGAAACGCGGUCAAUCCGGAUGGUCUUGGUAUAAUUGAUUCGAGAUUUACUUUGUGCUCUUCAGCGGACCAAGUAUGCUGUCGAUUAGCAGGGAUCAAUCAUCAGGAUCUUCAAAGCGCCUCUUCAUCCAGUGUUGUUGUGAACGGAUCAUCCAAUCGCCCAGUUUCACAAAUCACUUGUGGUAUACAAAACAAUAAUUACGCACCAUCGCAACCUUUUUCUUCUGAUUCCGGAAAAACCUAUUUCGCUGAAUUUCCAUGGAUGGUCGCACUUCUAAAAUCCACUGGCGGUCCUUAUAUUUUUCAUUGCGGUGCUUCGAUAAUCAGUAAUGGGGCCAUCCUCACUGCCGCUCACUGCGUUGCGAACCAAAAGCCUGAAAAUUUGAUUGCGCACUUCGGACAGUGGAACAUAGGAAAUAAUAUUCAACCGUUACCUAUUCAAGAAGUAAAAAUUUUCGCAAUAGCUAUACAUCCGUCUUAUUAUAACGAUGGACUUUUUCAUGAUAUUGCUGUCCUUGUUUUGGAAAAAUCAAUCACUUAUAGCGCGAACGUCCUACCAAUUUGUCUUCCCAAACAAGGUGAAGUCUUCUUAGCUGGGACCAGAUGCUACGGGUUAGGAUGGGGCAGCAAUUCAUUUGGAUCAGAAGGGCAAUAUCAGACCGAGCUUCGAAAGGUGAAUCUUCCUAUCAUUAAUCAAGACGAUUGUCAGACACGUUUACGAAGCACGAAAUUGGGUCAGUACUUUCAAUUGCAUGGAUCGUUUAUUUGCGCUGGCGGCGAAGCAAAUAAAGAUACGUGCCGUGGUGACGGUGGUGGACCGUUGGUUUGUCAAGCCGCUACAGGACAAUUCUUUCAGGCCGGUAUUGUAUCGUGGGGUAUUGGUUGUGGAGCUUCUAAUGUACCUGCAGUAUACGCUAGUGUAUCGCAACAUCGUCAAUGGAUAGAUCAACAGUUCGCAACUUAUGGCGUAUAA